CUAAUAUUCAGUGUUGUAAUAUUUUCUGCAUGUUCUUUCUUCUUUUUGCAGGAGCUCGACCCCAAUGGUUCUCUGUCCUGUGUGUACUGGAAUGUCAGUGAGUGGGUUGUUGAUGGUUGUUCUGUUUUAAAGACCAACAGCAGCUUCACCGUGUGUUCCUGUGUCCAUCUGUCAACAUUCGCUCUCAUCAUGGAAACCCCAUCAAACCAGCUCUCAUCAGAGGUACAAAAGUGAACAAGUAAAACUCCUCAAAAGAUUGAAACAUUGAAUGCACUAGCCGAAUUCAAAUGCAAUCUAGAACAGAUGGUCAACAUGUAUAGUGACCAUUCAAGAGAAGCACAGAUUUGACACACAUAUCCUCUGACAUGUUUUCUCAGAGCGACUCACUGCUGGAGUGGUUGAAUUUGGUGUGUGUGAUCGUGGGGCUGGUGUUCUUCAGUUUGGCCCUGUUGUCCUUUGCCCUUUGUCAGUGGAGUCCUGGAGUGAAUAAUGUGGCUCGAAUCAACCUCUGCAUGAGUUUGCUGUUGGCUCACCUUCUGUUCCUGCUCACACAACGGUUCCUGAGCCUCAUACGCCCUCAGCAGGUGUUGUGUGCCGUGAUAUCAGGCAUUGUGCACUUCUUCUUUCUCUCCGGCUUUGUCUGGAUGUUCAUUGAAGCAGUGCUGCUCUACAUCUGUGUGACGAACCUAUCACGGAUCAGCUCUAAAAAGAGGGAGGUGCUUAGCGGUGGAUUCCUGUGUGUGAUUGGAUAUGCGGUUGCUCUGGUUGUGGUGGGCGUGUCUGUCUGUCUGGUUCCUGAUGGCUACGGCAGCGAACACUGCUGGAUUAAACGGGAUAAAGGUUUUAUCUGGGGUUUUCUGGGUCCUGUUACUGUUAUACUUGCAUUGAACAUGAUUCUCUUCAUCAGCAUCAUCAUCAAUCUGAGCUCAACUCUCAAAAAUCUGAACGCUGAAAUUUCACAGAUGAAACAAACCAAGAUUAUGGUGUUUAAAACACUGGCUCAGUUUGUGGUUCUUGGUUGCUCCUGGAUUCUGGGUUUCUUUACUAACGGCAGUAAGAUGCUAGAGAUCCUCUUCCUGAUCUUGAACUCCCAGCAGGGAACCUUCAUCUUCCUGAUCUAUUGUGUCCUCAAUAAUGAGGUCAGACAGCAGUACAGAAACUGCUUCAGAUGUCUUUGCUGUGGACUCCAACAACACUGAGGACUACAGCAUCACGUUCAGGAAAUAAAAAGCAUAUUUUUACAGAUUUUGCAAAAUAAACAAACUUAAAUAUUUGCAGCUCAUACUGUUUACUGCUAUAUAUCUCUUUAAAUGUGGAUUGAUGUGUGAUUUUAUAUCCUAACUUGUAAAAUACUACAUGUUUAACUAAAAGUAAAUCUGACACAAUCAUUAUUUUUAUAGGCUAAUAGGUUAUUUUAGUCUAAAUGAUUGAUUUAUUCUGAAAUAAGAAUGUCUCUUGAUGAUUUUGUCUAAUGUGUUCAUUGACAUCUCUGCUCAUCUACUUUUGAUUUGUGAAUUGUAUUAUGUUUGCUAUGUGUUAAAAUGAGUACAAGUAAUUAUA
Ctenopharyngodon idella (grass carp) is the source of this 1560-nucleotide messenger RNA. RefSeq names its product putative adhesion G protein-coupled receptor E4P. The record is from RefSeq and is a predicted model, not a curated record. Gene Ontology annotation, biological process: cell surface receptor signaling pathway; adenylate cyclase-activating G protein-coupled receptor signaling pathway. Lineage: Eukaryota; Metazoa; Chordata; Actinopteri; Cypriniformes; Xenocyprididae. Gene Ontology annotation, cellular component: membrane. The transcript is spliced from 6 exons. Gene Ontology annotation, molecular function: G protein-coupled receptor activity. Bases 366 to 1199 code for a protein of 277 amino acids.